AUGCGGCCAGACCUCAAGGUGGAGGGCCCCAUCCAGUACGACGCCGCCAUCGACCCCAAGGUGGCGGCGGUGAAGAUCAAGACGCACAGCGAGGUGGCGGGGCGGGCCAACGUUUUCGUGUUCCCUGACCUCAACACGGGCAACAACACCUACAAGGCGGUGCAGCAGGCCACCGGCGCCAUCGCCAUGGGGCCCGUCAUGCAGGGCCUGUCCAAGCCGGUCAACGACCUGAGCCGCGGCUGCACCGUUGCUGACAUCAUCAACACAGUGUGCGUCACCAGCGUGCAGGCCAUGCAGGCAAAGCAGGGCGCCGGGGCCGCCAAGAGCGCCGCCGCGGCCGCGGCCGCCGCGGGGGUGCCGCAGGCGGCCGCGGCGGCGGCGUGA
Molecule: messenger RNA, 384 nt
Organism: Monoraphidium neglectum
Lineage: Eukaryota; Viridiplantae; Chlorophyta; Chlorophyceae; Sphaeropleales; Selenastraceae
Product: phosphate acetyltransferase
Exons: 4
Coding region: 1-384 (127 amino acids)
Molecular function (GO): acyltransferase activity
Source: RefSeq, a predicted model, not a curated record